This is a messenger RNA of Ictidomys tridecemlineatus (thirteen-lined ground squirrel), 13530 nucleotides long. The record is from RefSeq and is a predicted model, not a curated record. Lineage: Eukaryota; Metazoa; Chordata; Mammalia; Rodentia; Sciuridae.
CCGUCCCGAGGCUACAGGGUGUUCAUCUCUCAUGCCCCUUGGCUCCGAGCUCCAGCUGGUCUACAUGAGUUUUGCCAUGGCGCACCUGCUGGGUGUUGGGAGACAUACAGGAGGCAGGGCUGUACUCUGGGUGAUUCCCACCCCACCUGGUCCACCCCACGGUCUUGCUGAGGCCUUGGGCUGGGCCUCUAAGGGGGGACCAGUGCAAGGCAGGGUCAAGUGCCCUGGGGAGCUGCAUCCCUGCUCCCCCUCUCCUCCCUCUGCAGUGUCAAGAUGCACAUCUGCUUUCCUGCAGCUUCCCUAACCAGCUUGUCCCCAGGAGGAGUCACACCUGACCCUCCCAGUACAAACAACUCUUAUUUUUGCUUAUUUCUUACAUUUAAUGGGAGCCGGCUAGGGGUCUGGCACAUUGGAUGGGAAACCCCAACCCAGCCAAUUUAGGGGCUUCUUUGGCUAGGGGUCUGGCACAUUGGAUGGGAAACUCCAACCCAGCCAGUUUGAGGGCUUCUUCCAUCAGGUUAUCUAAGAAUUCUUGGGGACUUCUGCAGACCCAAACCCAUGCCCUAGUGGCCCAUUCUGUGGUAGGUGGAGCCUCUCUUUUCCUCCCCACCUCUCCAGGGCUGCCUAUCUUGGGGUCUCAGCCACAGCCUGUGUCCUUCCUGUGAUCAUUCUUAGCUGUGGGGAACCUCUCCAAGGCCCCCAAGGGUGGGGGCCCUCACAGCCUCUCCAUGACCAUCUGCUCCCCUCCCUUGGCUGCCCAGCACCUACCCUCAGAGAAGACAGGAUCCAUGGGCUCAGGCCUCUACCCUGUAGCCCAGCUGGGCGGUAAGCCACUUUCCUCUUCCAUCUCCCCCAGCCCAAGUUUUCCUUUCCUGAGAGUCUUGGUUAGUCAUCCAGGAAGAGCCCAAAGAUGCUCCCUUGGGCUGAGGCCUCAGGCUUAGCUGCCUGUGCCCUGUCCUCAGGUGGGGACUGUAGGGGAGGGCUCUCUCAGCUGCUCUCCACUGCCUUCAGCCUCUGCAGUGCUCCUACUGCGGGGGAUCCUCCCAGCUGGGGCUCAGGGGCCAGGCACUCAGGAAACCCUCAAUACAGCCCCAGGGGUAGGGGCCUGAGGUCAGUUUCUUGUUCCAAGGGACUGAGUCAGGUGCCAGGAUCCUGCGCUGAGCAGGUGGUGUAGCAAGCCAGGGCAGGGUGUCCCUGCCAGUGCCCAGCCAUUGUGGACCCCAGAGCGUGGAGGGCACUGCUGAAUAUGUGAGGGGGCUUGUCCAUUCCUCCAUGGUGCAUAGAUGCCCCUCCCCUCCUUAGAUAGUGUUUACCCCCCCUUGCAGGAGGCAUUAAUUUGUCCAGAUCGUACCUGAGAGGUGACGAGAUGGGGUUCCAAGCCAGGUGGCUGGCCCAGCCCAGCCCUAGGACCUGAGAGGCUCACUCGGCCCUCAAAGCCAGCCCCCACCCCUCCCCUUCUGCUCCACACCUGUGCACCCCUCGUGGCCACCCACAUGUCACCUCUUCUGAGGACAUGCCACCAAAAAAAUUUUAAAAAGCUUUUCCCAGCUCAGAUGCCCUCUCAGCAAGGGGAGGAAAGAAAGAAAACAGCUUUAUUGGAGGAUGAGCAUGAAGCCAGGGGUGAUGUGCAUCCUGAGUGGCCCUGGGGACGCUGGAGGCAGAAACCUUACCCAUGCUGCGCUCUCAUGGUGACCCAUGGCUAGUCCUUAAGUCAGGUCAAGGCACCUGCUACCCGGGAUUCCUCCCACAUUCUCCUGGUGACGGGGACCUUUCUGUGUUCACCUCUGUCUCUGUGAGAGGAGGAGUUUUGAUGACUCGGAGCCAGGGCCACAGGACCAGAGGGUGCUCUUCCUGGUGUUCAGGUCCACAGAGGUGGUUCUGGGGCCUGGAGAAAGACAUUUUAGGACCAUAAAACGGCAAAAGGCCUCUGUAGUCUCAGAAGGGUUCACAUAUGCACCCGGCCCUCAGGAUCCAGCCCUUCUUCCUCUGUGGAUUCGGCCAGUGGCAGACAAAGACUCUAGAAAAAAUGUUGCUGUGGCCUGUGUGCCGAGCAGCGCGGGCCUUUCUGUUUCUUCAUUCCCGGGCAACUCAGCGCAGCAGCUACGUGCCAGGGUCGGAGUCUGUGGAGGACACUUUCCUGAAGGAUGUUUCCAAAGUCACUGAGCCACCUUGAACUCUCCAUAAAGUCCACGUUGCAAACUCACUUAAUAUUAUGAAAUCUUGAUCCGUGAAGUAUUUAUGGGAUGGAGCCCACAGCUCAGGGACGAACUGAAAAGAGUUUCAGCUAUGUCAUCAGAGCUCCCAGCAGUGAUGCCUUGGAUGUCACGCACGUGGAUGUGAAGAUCGACACAUGCUGGAUAUUCCGGGACCUGGAGGAGAGUGGUGAAGCACAGGGGUGCCCUCCAGAAGAAGUGGCCAGGACCCCAGAGGUGGACAUGGUGAUGCUCGGGAAGCAGCUGGAAUCCUCAGAGCAGAAGCCCGUGGCAGCUGUGGACACGCACAUGAUGUCGGAGUCCAGGCUGAGGAGCAGGAUUCAGGCACUGGAGGUGUCACAGAGGAAGCUGCUCCGGGAGGUGGACCGGCUGCGUGCCUGCGUGGUCCAGGAAAGAAGCACCUCACUGUGGGCCCAGGAGCAGCUGCGGGCACUGCAGGAGGAGCUGGUCAGCCAGGUUCAGCAAGAGGAGAGUGUGGCUUGGCGGCAGCGGCAGCAGCUGCGAAGGCUGAGGGGGCAGCUGCGGCGCAGGGAUGAGGCGCUAGGGCUGCAGGCUGCGGCCCUGGAGCAUUGCCGGAGGAUCCAGCGGUGCCAACUGGGUCUGGUGCGGGAUCAGGAGCGCAUCCUGCGGGCGCAGGUGCAGCGGUUGGAGAGGGAUGUGAGGCACCUCUGUCGCGCCGCGGGCCUCCUGCUGGCUCAGCGGGGCACUGAGGCCCCCGCGCCAGUCUCGCCAGUCUCCGGCAAGCCCAGGCUGCAGGUCCCUGCCAAUCCCCGCGAAGCCCCGGAGGCAGCCGCGGAGCUGUGCGCCCUGCAGCAGAGGGCAGAACUCAGCGAGCUUGAGCGGGAAGAGGCGGUGCGUCGGCUGCGGGAGCAGCGCGCCACUGAGCGCGUGCUCUGCGGGCAGCUGGAGGAGCUGCGCUGCUGCAUCUAUGGGCUGCAGCUGUCCGAGAUUGGCCUGCAUGGCCAGGUGGAGGAGCUCGCCCAGCAAAACCAGAGCCUGCGGGAGGAGCUGGGAGCCCAGGCCCCCGCUGGUGGCUGUAGCCUGGGUGGCCUGGGCUGCGCUCAGGAUGACUCGCCAUGCCAGCCCAGGGAUGGGGCACUGGGUCCCUGCAGCCAAGGCCGGCUCGACGGUGCCCAGGGACGUCAGGCCUCUGCAGGCCAGCCCUUGGAGGGACCCGGCACCUGCAUCUGCGCUGGAGCUGGGCCAGGCCCCGAGAGCGAGGGCGAGCUGUCGGAGGGCCGCACAGGGUCUGCCCGUGAACAGCCUCCUCUGGUGGAGCCCAGCCUGGAUGGACAGACUCUUCUCCUGGUGUGUGGUUCUUCCCCAGCGCAGCAUAUGGACGAGUCACUCAUCGCCCUGGACCUGGCCUGGGUUUCAGAGGGUCUCAGAGCCGCCCAAGCCCAGGAGCCCUUUCUCCAGGUGCAGACAUCCACGCUUCCACUCUGGGGGCUGGCUGGGGCCCCUGGGCUCCUGCUGCCACUGCUGUCCCAGGAAGCUCCCCCAGAGGAGCUCCAAGAAGUGCUGGACACCAGGUCCACCCCUGCCCCCAGUGCUGCGGCACAUCCCAGCUGGUGUUGUCACCAGACAAGGAGUCCCGACGCCUCCCCCCGCCAGGGGUUUCCAUGCACUUCAGAUCACCCAUGUCCCAUGGACCGGUCCAGCUGCAGAAAAGACACUUGGAACAGGGGAGGAGGGACCCCAGCAGGGGGAGCUGGGGGCAGGGAGGCGAGGAGCUCGGGCAGGAUGGAGGGAGAGCUUGGUGGCAGAUGCCAGCCAGGUCAGGAAAGCUGUGAGGACCUGAGUGUGGGGAGUGGGGUCUGCUCUCCAGGGGGCGUGGGGGACCAGAGUGUGUCUUUGGAGACACAGGCCACUGCCUACUGCCCUUGGCUCUGGCAGGAGUGUGCAGCGCCUCCUUUGCAGGGGGAGGACUCCCCAGAGGAGCCUGAACCCCUGAGCAGGAGGCAGAAGGUGGGAGGCUGUGGCCAGGGCCUCCUGGGAGGACUGUCACCAGAGGAAGAGGCUCACAGGGCUAGCGCUUCAUGGCCAGCUGGUGGUCAGCUCCCUGCAGGGAGGAGCAGAGCCCUUGAGAGGCGGGUUCCAGGCAAGCAGGACAGCCGACCGGGGUGUGGAAGUGCUGUGCGUUCCCCAGAGGGAAGCCCUGGGGUUGGGGGACAAGAAGAGGAGGAGGAGAAGGGGCUCCGUCGAGAAGCCUCCAGUCUGGGGAAUGGGCCUGUGCCCCAGGAGCUGGACUGCAGGCAGUGCCAGGGCAAGGAGACACUUUCCUCGGUGGCAGGGUGUGGCUUGCUGCAGUCUCCCAGACUGGCUGUUCCGGGUGAAGACACUGGUCCCCCUCGGGCUCUGAGCAAAGGACAGGAUAGAUAUUCUCUCCAAUUGGAUGCACUUGAGCAGGACGUGGAGGCCUGUUUCCAGCAACUGAACACCCUGAAACUUGGCAGCUGGGGUCACCAGCGGGAGAUGGCCCUUGUGGUGGGAGAGAACUGGAGCUUUGCUCAAAGGAGGCAGAGCAGAGGUGAGGAGAGUGGAGAGGCCACCAGCCUCGAACAGACUGUGGCCCAGGACACCAGCAGAGCUGUUGCAGGGACGUCCCCUGAUCAGGAGGAAGCCAGCCUGGACCCUGCAGAGGUCCACAGGAACGCGCUCUCCACACCCUGGCACACCCUCGAGAGGGCCAGGGCCACGUUCCAUCAGCUUCUUUCCUCACUGAAGAACGAGAGGAGCCGGGUCUUAUGUGACAGGGCUGCACUUCGGGAAGACCAAGAGGGAUGCUGUCCUAAAGCUUGCCACCUCGAGGCAGAGGGCCCACGACGCGCAGCCCGGGUGUGCGGCCUCCAGCAGGCCAACCAGGUGCUGGAGGGAGACCUGGCCCAGCUCAGGAGGGAGCUGGGCCAGUACGCACAGGCCAUUUCCGACCUGGAAGAGUGCAAUGCGCAGAGUUACGGCAAGAUCUCGGAGCUCGAGGAGGAAAACGACAAACUGAAAAGGGAUCUAGGCCAACUCCGGAGGGCCAUGUCCCAGAGCGCUAGGGAAUCCCGUGGCCCCAGGGAGCACGUCGCCCUGGAAAACAGGGAGCUCAAGGCACUGAUUUCGGAGCUUGGGGUCAGCUAUAAAGAGCUGGUAAGGGGUGUGGGGCUGGGGGUGGAAGGCAUGGUCCGGGCCUCCCAGGGGGAGAACGAGCGCCUUCUUCGCAGGGUCCGAGCCCUGGAGCAGGAAGUGGCCUUGCACACCAGUGGGGACAGGGCACGCUCGUUGGGAGGCCGUCAUCAACCCCAGGAAAGCACCAAGGUGGCGGUGGACAAGGUGUGCACCAUGGACACAGGGGUGCAGGUCACAAGCCCCUGCGGGCCACCCUUGGAGGAGGCAGUGGGCGUCCCUGGAGGGCAGACGGGCCCUGCCUUGGACCUGCAGGAUCCCGGAUGUGGCGCUGGUUCUACCGCUCCGUCACUGGUCUGGAGAAAUGCUGACGUCCCCCGUGUCCUGCGAGGAAGGGGCGGGGCAGGAGGAGGAGCAGCGCGUUUGGAGGGAGAGGAGAAAAGGCCAUGGUGUCCCCACCAAGGGCACGCCCUGAGGACCUCGCGCAGCGGCCCCCAGCUCCAGGACACAGAGGCCGAGGCAUCUGAAGAGGACCCCAGGCUGUGUGCCCAGCGGCUCCGUCACCAGGUGCAGACCCUGAAGUGCCAGCUCAGAGACCAGGGGUGGGCACACCGGGAGCGGCAGGAGGAGCUCAAGGGCAAGCUGGAAGAGCUCCAGAGAAAACAGCAUGAGGCCGACGUGGCUGUGGCCCCACUGAAGGCCAAGCUGGCUUCCCUGGUCCACAAGUGCCUACGGAGGAACCACCUCAUCACCCGGCUACUGCAGGAGCUGGGCAGACAUGGGCCUGUCGACCUCCUGCUCUCUGAGAUGGCCCAGAACAUGGUCCACGACGUGGCACUGUCGGAGUAUGCUGCUGCCUUCCUGACCACUGGACUCCCAGAGACAAGCCACCACCUGGACGUCGGCUCCCAGGGGACAGCAGCUAUAAGAGUUCAGGAACAGCUGCCGAGUUCUGAAACAGACGGUGUCCUCCAAAGCCCGUUGCGCUCAGACUCCUGGCCUUUUCCCGAGGCUGAGUGGCCAGCACUGACAGCUCGGCUGGAUUCGCCAAAGCUGCCUCUGCCCUCGGGGCCCACCCUGGAUCCUGGACCUGGGCCAGCAGUGGUCACCGUGGAACCAGGCGGAGAGCCCCAUCCUGGCCCCCACACCCACAGCCUUCUGCCAGCCUCGGAGGUCCUGAGCCCGGCGAGGAUCCUGGCUCUUCACCAAGAGCUCAGACAAAGCAUUUGCGGCAAUUCCCAGACUGCAGCGUCACUCAAUACAGCGAUACCCGGAUGCAGGAAGGAAGACGACACAGAGGCAAUCACAUCAUCCCAGGAAUAUUUACGUCUCUCCCAAGUGACCGAGGGAUUUACAAUCCCUCCCGGAGAGUGGCAUUCCAAGCCAAGCCUGCUCAGCUCGCUGAGGGGACACCUUACCUUGAUGGUACCAGCAGGGAGCCAAAGGCGUGACACAGGAAGGCUGCGUUAGCACCAGGGGUCGGCGUGAGCCUGGGGUCUGGAGUCCCGAGGAUUUGUGGCUCUGCCCCUCUAAGCCGCGUCACCUGGAGCUGGUCACUUACCUUCCUGGAAAGAGCUCUUCAUCGUCUGUUCGAGGGUCCCCCUGCCUACUGGACAGCUGGGCCCUGAAGGUGACUCCAUCUCCUCCCGGUGGCUUUAGGGACUUGGUGCAUCUUUGGCUCUACGUGGUCCCUCCCAGGGUAGGUGAAGGGACCUGUACUGGAAUGGUUUCAAAGGGACCUCAGUGAUCACGUAGACACUGAUGUUUCCUGCAGAGGCUCCGCUGGGCUGAGGACCUGUGCAGAGACUUCAAGGGAGAGGCCCUGGGUCUCCACAGACUCUCAAAGGAGACUGGACCCCAGUGGUCAGGCAUCCCUGGUCCUGGUGGGGAGCCAGACACCAACUCUGUCUCAAACUUGCUGGUGACUUCAGGCCGCCCCUUGGCCUCCACGGGCCUCACUUCCUCAUCUGUACAGUGGGUGUGACCACAGCCUCCUGGGCCCCCUGUAGCUCUGAUGCCUGCUGCAGCCCUCCUGGUGUCCUACUGUGCAGCAGGCACUGGCUGGUGGGGAGGCCCCAGAACAGCCUCCCUGCUCUGGGAAGAAGGGCGAGCUCUUCCUUUCCACACACGUGUCACUUCAAGCAACUUAUAUCUACCUAUUGUCCCCAAAUACCCACACACACCAAAGGACCCCAAGCACGGCACCCAGGUUCCAGCAGUUUCCACCCAGCAAGGGCGUCACUGCCCAGGAGUUGAGCUCUGACCAAGGCUGCCCUCUCCCUCAGGUGCCUUCCUGUGAGCUUCAUGACUGUGAGGCCAGCUUUCGUGGAUAGCUGGGAAGGGGGGGUGGCAACUGGGGACAGGUGACCUCUAAGCACCACCUGGAAGAUGCAAGGAAAAGCCAGCUGCCUGUUGAGGCCCAAGCCAUUUAUUUCCUAGCCGCUGCUGCUGUGAGACAGGAGUCCAUGGCAGGAGGCAGCCUGGGGUUGGGGUCAGCACUGGUGUCUUGGGUGGCAGCAGAACUGGGGGCGGUGGUCAGUGAGGGCGAGUGACAGACCCUGCGCUUCUCGGGCAGCAGGCACACAGCCUGUUUUGUUUGGUUCACGCCUUUCCGUUUGCUGGGUGGGCUGGUUAUGGUGAAGUGAGCUCAGCGUGAAACUCACCGUCUUAACAAACCGUCUUAACGAGCCAUCUUGAGUUCGGUUCAGGGGCCUGGAGCACAUUCAUUGUGCCCCUGUCACCCCCACCACAUCAGAAACCUCCCAAACUGAAGCACCGUCACUAGCUCCCUGUCCCCUCCCCAGACUCCAGCCACACCACUCUGACCUGUCUCCAGGGACCUCCAGCAACUGGAACCCCACGGUACUUGUCCUUGGGUGACUGGCUCACUGCGUGUGCAGGACGUGUGUGGGUCAGCUCGUGGUGACGCCCGGGUCAGCGCAUCCUUCCUGCUCAAGGCUGAGUAGUGUCCCACCCUAGGGAUGCACCACGCGUGUCUAUUCCCUCACCACCCAGGACAGCCGGCUGGCCUCCACCUCACGGCCGUGGUGAAGGAAGCUGCUGGGGACGUUUCUAAAAUUACAAUGAGCAAGUGACCUUUAAGAGCCAGGAGAUUUCUUAUAUAAUCUGGAUGUCUGGCUGCCUCGGACAGUUGGUAGCCCUGCUGACUGUGAACCCUACCUUCCCAGCCACAGUCACGGCUACCUGAGGUCAGCACCCCGCUCCCCGACUGGCACUUGGCCCAGUGGGCCUCAGGGUCCCUCAUGCCUUCUCCUCAACUCACCAUGAACUACAAAUCUCCACGGCUGUCACCUGGAGACACUGGGUCUAUUGUCACCUUUGUAUCGUGGGUGAGAAUCCAGAGGCACAGAGAAGGACAGUGGCCUGGCCCAUUCCGCAGGCGGGCAGUGCAGAAACUGCAUUCCCCAGGGGUGGUCCUGGACCGGAAUCGCCGUGCCUGGGCUGGACCCUCAGCCCUGCUGCCACCUGUCCAGCGACCUGGGCAGAGCCCUUAAUGGUUCUGAGCCUUGGUCCCUGCUGUGGGAGAGGAACGCUGCCCGUCUCCAGCCUCGGGUUGAAGAUGGAAGACGGGCACACGUUGACUGUGUUGACUCUGGGUGUGGUCCCCGGCACAGAGGAGAGAAGGAGGGGGCAGAGAGAGGGAGAGAGACCAAGCUGGGCAUCGGGAAGCAUGAAUAAGAGCACAGGUCACGUCAGGUGACCUAGUGUGUGGGAGUGGGCACCAGGAGGUGCUUCACCACUGCUCCUUUCUAACAAGUGGGGCCUGUCUAAGGCUCCAGAUCUCCUUCCUGGCAAGAUACAUGACAUUGUGGGAACAACCUGGCUUUAGGAAUUGUGAGCAUGAUUUCAAAACCCACCCUGAGCAGGCCAGCCCCCAUUCUGAUCUGCAAAGUCCUCUCUCGGUAAGUGGGGGGCCGUAUCACUCUCCUCGCCAGCACCAGAAGAAAUGAGAAAUGUCAGGUACCUACACUUAGUAUAUGCUCAAUAAAGUCUGGGUCCCUUUCUUCCCUUCCCAAGCAGAAAUCUGCCACCUAGGUUAAAAGAAUGUCACGUUUUUCCAAAUGUUAAAAAAAGAAAUGAGAGAGAUCUGUCUUCUAGUGCCCCCUGCCCCCAGCACACUCCACAGGUUCUUGGGGUUAGGGUUGGCCGCUUACCAGGUGUCAUCCCUUCACUUAACCAACAAGCCCUGGUGCCAGGCGCAGCAGUAGGCCCUGGAGUCAUAGGAGAGGGCAAAGCACUCCUAGUCCCCACCCUCCUGCAGCGGGAGUUCCCGUUGGUCAACAGGUCAGCGGUGCUGAGCACUUGGUAAGUGCCCCCUGAGCUGGCUUUGUGCAGGGCCUGGCUUUGCCCUUGGGCUUGUUGCUGGGGGAUAGGGGCACCCUCUGUUCUGGGCCCCGCCUGCUGCUUCACCAGCCCCAGAUGGAAAGCUCCCCCUAAGUCCCCAGCCAUCGCCUACCACUGGUCUUUCUGCCCACUCAUGCUGUUACUGUUACUUCUGUCCUUUCCAGGAGUCCCCCAUGGAGUGAGUAGUCCAUGCCACUGCACAUGGGGGACCCUGGCAGAGCCCCAACUCUUUGAAUGAAUGAAAUGGAAAGGUAGAUGGAAAAGAAUUUUGUCUCUCAUAAACAUACAGGAUAGGUGCUUGUGACUGUCCACACGCUCCACAGGACAGAUACCACCUGGCCGAGGGGAAGAUCAUUAGGGUUUAAACCAGAGGGACCAGGCUGCCAUCUCAGUUCUGCAACUUACUAACUUUGAAGCCAGGGAAGGAACUUCCCUUCCCCUGUUUCCUCGUCUGGCAAAUGGGGGUAGGGAAAUAGCUGCUUCCGCACGUGCUGUGGAAGCAGUGGACACGCUGGGCAGAGAAGCGCCUGUCAGACCCAAGUGCCGUGCAGGUACUUUAUUCAGGUCCUCGAUUCAGUGCAAACUUAUUAGGCACCUACUGUGUGCUGUUAUGAGCAUGGUGAUGAUCUGUCUUAGGACAAUUUGGAAAAAGUCCCCAGGCAAAGGGAGAAAAGACUUGCUUGUCAGAUGGUUGUACAGCACAUUCAUAGAUUAUGAUUAGCAACAGGCAGCCAGUUGGCAUGGUAACGCUUCCCCAUGAACCACUAGGCUGUGUGCUUAAAAUAGGUACGCUGAAGGUGCGGUGGCAGCCGGGAGCGAGGCAGCGUGGGCAGAUGGCUCUGUGGACUGCCUGGGCCAUGUGCUUGGGGGGUCACUCCCUUGCCCUUGCCCAGCAGGCCAGCAGAGCAGGCACUGAGCUAACAAGUCCAGAAGCACCCUCUGUGGGCGCUGGCAAGGCCUUAGACUUUAGGAUCAAUGUCCACCUUUCCUCAUUCUACAGGAAACCAAAGACAGUGGGGUUCAGCGGCACCUCCAGCUUGAUUUGGAGUCUUGACAGAGGAUUCCCAGCCGGGCCACCUGCAGGCCCCUCAGGUUCAGAAUGCCACCAGGCAAUUCAUGUCAUAGCAGGUCACAGUCCGCGUGGCCCCACCUGGCAACACGUGUUAGUGCCAGGAACGCUUUCCCUGGGUGUCGAAUCCGGGGAAGCCCUGAACUCCAUGGUACCUGGGAAACGCACCUGCUUCUUGGCUAGACUCUGUGACCGGGCUUCGGCUUCACCCUCCAUGACCUGCCCUGUCUAGCUCCUCCCUGUGAGAAUCUCCAGAAAGCGGAUGGAACUCCACGAAUCACUUUGUGCCGAGAUCCUUUCGGAGUCUGGUUAGCCUUCAUCGAAGAGGGCGGGGAGCAAUCCUCUCAACGCAUAGUUCAUUUUUGUUUGUUUCACUCAGCAAUUUAUUGAACAGACUUUAGAAACUUGAGGGGGUCUUUUCUCCCUCCGGCCGCUGAGUUUCUUUUAAGAAAUUCACGGCUCCCAGUUGAUUCCAGGCUGAGAUUCCAGGUCUGGAAAGUGAAACUUUUUGAGAACUCAGUCAACUUCUGAGAAUGGGGUGCUAGACAAUUCUGACAUCUUUUAGACCCUCAACUUUCCUUUGAGUUGAGAUCGUGCUGUUCUGGGGCAAGGAGGUGGGGGGUGUCUGGAGAGCGCUGCCACUCGUCCCCCAGGCCAUUGGUGGGAUGUGAAGACCUGCAGUGGAGACUCUCUGUGACUCCUGCACACUGGCCUGGCCUGUAAGCUUUUCUAAAGAUCCAGGCCCCACCCAGGCAUCAGAUGUCUCGCCUGGGCCCCGGGCAGGGCACCUUCCAAGAGCUCCCUGCUGAAUCUAACACACGCCAGGGACAGAACCAUCAGACCAUGGCCCCACAGUCCUUUGCAAUUCUCCCAUCCCCUCGGCUAAUUAAAUUCCGAGAUGCCACUGCGGGUUUCUCUGGUGUUAGACUUGUUCAUUUUUACUCCUCGCUGGGGAAAAAAAAAAAUGUGUUCUCGGAGUUGGCGGGAGAAGUUUCUCAUCUUUGGAGUAUUUCUGGCCGUGAGUCGGCUUUGUGACUGUGCCCUUAGAGGGCCUUUUAAGCGGAGGAUAAUCCCUAUGGAAAUGGAUUUCAGGACAUGUGGUGGGACUUGGCUCCACAGGGCAGCUCUGGGGCUGGGCUCUGGAUGGCUGGUUACUGCACAAUAUCUGGAAAUCCAGAUAAAGCCCAGACACUGCAGCGGAUGUUGUGAUAGAGACACCAAGAGAGCCUCCUGGGGGUAGCUGCCGCACCCUAACCUCUCCUACCUGGAUUUGGUGAGCGGUUAUAUCAGUGGUAUAAGCAAACAGGACGAGGUCUCCAUUCAGCCUGCGCACCAGCGGCCAACUUUAUUCCUUCUUAGUUUUGAAAUAAACUCUUUGAAAUUCUCUGGUGCCUUAAGGAAAAAUGAGAAAGGAAACCCCUGGGGUUUGCUGAUAUAUUUAGUCCUCUUCCCUGUGUCAGGAGAAUUUCUAGAGGAAGAGAAUCCAUACGCAGGACCUAAAACUGCUUUCAAUAAGCCCGCAGAGCUGGGGUGGAGAAUUGCAUUUCCUUUUAUCCCAUUUGAUCUUUCCCAUGACCGCUCCAUGCCUGGUGUCUGUGCAGUGAAGAGUCAUGAACGACACCGUGGCCAUGGCUGUGAUAAGGCACAGACCGAUAGCACCUCUAUCUGAUGGUAGAAAAAGGGAAGGAAAGACAAAUGACUGAGAUUGUUAAAGUAGCUGAAGACUUCAUUUCAACUCUGUGUCAAUGUGUUUGAACGUGCUAUGACACGGUGUUUGUAAGCAGGACACUGAAGUGAUGGGGAGAAUGCUGCCUGUCCAGUGAUGUGACAGCUUCUCAUGGGGACAAGGACAAAGUCUGCCCCUAACAGAGGAGGGGGUGAGCUCUGGGGCUGGGGAGGUACUCUGGGUUUGAACUCUGGAUGUGCCAAGCAGCCGUGCAGGCUUGGGCAUGGUGCUUGUGUCCCCAGCUCCUCUGCAGGAACAGGGCCGGGGGUGUGGGAUCCUGGGGGGAGCGCAUAGUUAGAGGACACCAGGAGCCCUGCCUCUUCCCCAUGACAGCAGGCUCUGCAGAUGCCUCUCAGAGGGAUGCUGGAGCAUCUACUGCCACCCCGAGCUGGGGACUGCGUCCAUCUCUUCCACAGCGCAGGUUUUUACUGCCUGCUUUUUGAUGGUCAGGCAGGGAAGAGCCAGUGGAUCACUGGCAGAGAUCAUGAGUAAGAUUUGUGGGUUCGUUUUGGCAGAUCCUCCAGGGCCUCCUUACUCUUUCCUAGUUGAAUCCUGGGCAGAGAUCCCAGGAAAUCUGUGAAGCACAACAUCAGUUUGGAAAGUGUGUGUUUUUACACCAGAUCCAAAAUGCACAGAAAGUCCACCCCUUGUGGCUGCGUGGACGUGCAAGGACUCCUAGACGAUGGCGGGAUAAGCCCCCCAUGGUGGGAUGUGCUGCUCACCGGGUGGUCCAGCACCAGGAGCAGACCCCCUUCCUUUUGGAUGCUCUUCAGCAGGACCCUCCUUGGGUGCUGGGCCAGUGGGUGUUCCGUCAUGCCUGCCAGCAGGGAUGUGACAGAGCCAGCCACCAGGAGCUGCUUCUCAGAUUCCUGAUCCCUGGGACUUGGGCUCAUCUCUCCCUUCCAGGUUUUCAAGAUUUGUAACAAUUGCUCCAUCUUGUGUGAAGCAGGCCAGGAUUCCCCCUUGUUACCCAGAUGUAUUUUUCUAUGUUAGUUAAAUGUAUACUUUGUGUAAUUUUGUACAUUAAAAUGUAUGCUUUUCACAGA